Messenger RNA from Linum tenue, 774 nucleotides. NCBI's taxonomy places the organism in Eukaryota, Viridiplantae, Streptophyta, Magnoliopsida, Malpighiales, Linaceae. The record is from the annotation of a GenBank genome assembly.
AUGGCUUCCUCAUCGGAGAAUCUCUCCCUCUUCGACUCCUGGAACUUCCGCCCCACUUUCCCCGACUCCUGGAUCUCCGAGGCCUACGCUCGCGACACCGACGCCCUCACCAGAGCCCUCCAGCAGUCCCUCUCCACCUCCCUCCCUCCUCCUCCUCCACCCCUCGACUACUCCUCCGCCGCCGCCGCCGGCGGCGGUGAGGAUUCUCUGAUUAACUCCCUCCUCCCCACCAAUUUCGCCGGGACGACCAGCAAUCCGGACACCCCGACUCCGAUUUCCUGCUCCUCCGACCCGCCCCGCCGCAGCACGAAUUCGACGACGACUUCCUCCGCUCCCGGCGCUACCGGGAAGGUCACCAAGCGGAAGUCGCGCGCCGCCUCGAAGAAGUCCCAGACGACGUUCAUCACGGCGGAUCCGGCCAACUUCCGGCAGAUGGUCCAGCAGGUCACCGGCGGGGUCCGGUUCACCGACGCCAUGGUCCCGGUUCUGAAACCGGAGCCGCACAGGCUGGGAGGCGGCGGCGGCGGUGGUGGUGGGUUGUUGCCGACGCUGGACACGUCAGCGUUCUUGCUGGACCAUCACCGUCAGAUUCAGCAGCAGCAGCAACAAACGGUUAGCGUCUCCGUCACGCCUGGUGGUGGUGGUGGUGGGCCCGAGGGCCCAAUGUCCUUUUCGCAGGCGCUGGUUGGUGAUGGGCCUGAUGGUGGCGGUGCUGGGCUCGAUUUUGGCACUUUCUCCAAUUUCCCUACUCUGGAGUCGUGGAAAGUUAUUUGA